AUGAAGACGACCACUAUAAUUGCUGCCUCAGCAGGAACUAUUCUGACUGGUUUUCUUGUUAUACAGUUCCCGCGUUCACCAGAGGUUGGCGUAGGAUCAGUAUACCAGUCGAGUAGUUUAUACAAUAUCAGCGCACUAACAAAUCCCAUGUGUCCUCCAGCUUAUGCCAUCUACUUCGACUAUAAGCGGCAUUCGGAUGCGGAAUUCCGACGGAAUCUUAAGCGAGAUAACCGACGACUGGCCAGAGUAGUCCGCGAACAAUCAGAAGCAAAAGGCGCACAGCAAAUAGCUGAGAUUAAACAAGCUUUGCAGGAGGCAAAGGAAGAGGGCUUCCCCUCAGAUCCAGAAGAUAAGGAGGCAUUCUUCAUGGGCCAGAUUGCUAAGGGAGAGCAGUUAGCCGCUGAAGGAACGAGUAACCUCGAAGCAGCGCUUGCAUUCUACAAGGCGCUCAAGGUGUAUCCGCAACCUAAGGACCUAAUUGCCAUUUACGACAACACUGUACCCAAGGACGUGCUUGAGAUCCUGGCUGAAAUGGUGGGCCAGGACACAUCGCUGCAAUUGGGCUCUUUCACCAGCGGUGGCAGCGGGUCGGAUUAUCACGGGGUGGAAUAA
Messenger RNA from Paracoccidioides lutzii Pb01, 612 nucleotides. Its product is annotated as mitochondrial import receptor subunit tom-20. The coding region runs from base 1 to 612 and encodes 203 amino acids. The transcript has 3 exons. Gene Ontology annotation, molecular function: transmembrane protein transporter activity. The record is from RefSeq and is a predicted model, not a curated record. Gene Ontology annotation, cellular component: mitochondrial outer membrane translocase complex; mitochondrial outer membrane. Gene Ontology annotation, biological process: protein targeting; tRNA import into mitochondrion; protein import into mitochondrial matrix.